Messenger RNA from Grammomys surdaster, 2739 nucleotides. RefSeq names its product testis expressed 11 (gene Tex11). Lineage: Eukaryota; Metazoa; Chordata; Mammalia; Rodentia; Muridae. Gene Ontology annotation, molecular function: protein binding. The record is from RefSeq and is a predicted model, not a curated record. Gene Ontology annotation, biological process: reciprocal meiotic recombination; meiotic cell cycle; synaptonemal complex assembly. Gene Ontology annotation, cellular component: central element. The transcript has 29 exons. Bases 1 to 2739 code for a protein of 912 amino acids.
AUGGAUGGCCUUGCUGACCUUUGUUUCAUGGAGUUUAGAGAAAUUAUUAAAACCCUGAUCAUAACUGGUAAUUCAUGGAGACUACAUGAAAUGAUUGAAAAAUUCUUCAUCAACAUAUCAAAUUUCAACAGGGAGUCUCUGACUGAAAUGCAGAAUAUUCAGAUUGAAGAAAUUGCAGUGAGCCUGUGGAACUGGGCAGUUACUAAGAGAAUAGAACUGUCUGUGAGGAAAAACCAGGCAGCUAAACUGUGUUAUAUUGCUUGCAAGCUGGUACGUAUGCAAGAAAUCUCAAUUUCUUCAGAAGAAGCUAUUCAAAGACAGAUUUUGAUGAAUAUGAGAACAGGGAAAGAAUGGUUGGAUACUGGAAAUGCUCAGAUUGCUGAUGAAUUCUUUCAAGCUGCCAUGGCUAAUCUGGAGAAAUUAUAUGUCAGAUUAAUGUGGAGAUGCUACACUGAGGCUAACAUAGCCAUGUAUAAGAUCACUGUGGAGAAGGGCAUCUUCCAUGUGCUUUCUUACCAAGCUGAGUCAGCUGUUACUCAAGGGGAUUUCAAGAAAGCAUCUACAUGCAUCUUACGUUGUAAAGAUAUGCUGAUGAGGCUCCCUGGAAUGACAAAAUAUCUUCAUGUACUCUGUUACAACCUUGGAGUAGAGACAAGCAAGCAGAAUAAAUACAGAGAGAGUUCAUUCUGGCUUAGCCAAAGCUAUGAAAUUGGGAAGAUGGAUAAUAAUUCUGUUCAACCACAAAUGCUGGCUAAAGCUCUGCGGUUUCUAGCCACCAUUUAUUUGAAGUGCGGUGAUGAAGCAUAUUAUAACAAGGCCCUCAUUGCUAUACUCAUUGCAAACAAGGAACAUUUAGGUCCAGCUGGGCUUUUCUUAAAGAUGAGGAUCCUCAUGAAAGGCAGAACGUGUAAUGAAGAACUCCUUGAAGCUUCUAAGGAAAUGCUGUAUCUUGCUAUGCCUUUGGAGUUCUGUCUGAGCAUUAUUCAAUUCCUGAUAGAUAAUGAGAGAGACUCUGUUGGCUUUUGCUUCCUGAGGGUCAUCUUUGAGCAUUUUAAGUUGCCAGAAGAUAGGAAGAGGAUUCUGUUGUUCUACGUUGACAUGCUUUUACAAAAGGAUCAAGACGUGAUUGCUGAAGAGCAGAUUAAAGAAAUUAUUAUAGAUCACCAAACAAGAAGUCGACUGACAAGAGAUUUAGUAAAUUGGUUACACAACAUUCUGUGGGGAAAAGCUGCCAGAAGUGUUCAGGUCCAAAAUUAUGCCAAUGCUCUACACUGGUACAGUUAUUCUCUGAAGUUGUAUGAGUGUGAUCAAACGGAUCUGGAUUUGGUCAGGCUGAAGAGGAACAUGGCUUCCUGUUACUUACCUUUGAAUCAACUUGAUAAGGCUAAAGAGGUCAUAGCAGAAGCUGAGCAACAGGAUCCUACAAACAUUUUCACUCAGUAUUAUAUAUUCAAGAUUGCAGUCAUCGAGGGUGACGCUUACAGAGCUUUACAGGUAGUCAGUACUUUAAAGGAAUUAUUAAUGGAUGAAGAAUCAGAAGAUCGUGGACUAAUUGAAAGUGGAGUUUCAACUUUCAAAAUCCUAAAUUUAUCUAUAGAGUUUGCUCUACAGAAUGGACAACAAUUUGUGGCAGAAAAAGGUUUGGAGUAUUUAUCUCAACUUUCAAAAGACCAAAAAGAAGUACUUGGAGCUUUAAAGUGUCUCAUUCGAAUUAUUCUUCCACAAACUUUCCAAAUGCCAGAAUCUGAAAAUAAAAAGAAAGAAAUGGAUAGACUUUUGAACUACUUGAAUGCAGCACUCCUGAAAUUUUCUGAACAUUUUAAUGAAACUCGCUCAACUGUGGAUUCUAUGGUUAAUGAUGCCAAUUGGUUCAGGAAAAUAGCUUGGAACUUAGCUCUGCAAUCUCAGAAGGAUCUAGAAGCAAUGAAAAACUUUUUCAUGGUUUCUUAUAAGCUGUCCCUUUUUUGUCCUUCGGAUCAAGGACUACUGAUUGCACAGAAAACAUGUUUACUUGUAGCAGCUGCAGUUGAUCUACAGCAAGGAAGAAAAGCUACAACAGCUUCUGAACAGAACAAGUUACUAAGAACCGCACUUAAGCAAAUCCAGAAAUGCAAAAGUGUUUGGAAUCUCCUGAAACAAACAGGGGACUUCUCAGGUGAUGACUGUGGAGUAAUGCUUCUGCUGUAUGAAUUUGAAAUUAAAACCAAAACGAAUGACCCAUCACUGAAAAGCUUUCUGGAUUCAGUUUGGAAGAUGCCUGGUUUAGGAAGUAGAACCCUUGAAACAAUAGCAUUACUAGCUAUGGAUAAGCCUGCACACUUUCCUACUAUUGCACAGAAGGCCUUGAAAAAACUUUUACUGAUCUACAGAAAGAAAAAGCCAGUUGAUGUUUUGAAAUACAGCGUAUGCAUGCACAAGUUGAUUGAACUUCUGGUGACAGAUGAAGUAUGGAAUGUAGCAUUGUACCCCCUAAAAGAAGUUUGGAGCCAUUUAAAAAAUGCUCUCAGCCUCAUUAGCCAAACAGAAAUCUACCCAGAAGAGGAGAUUGCAUGGCUAAUGAUCAAGGCUUGGAAUAUUGGAGUAUUGAUGUAUAGCAAGGACAAGUAUGUAUCUGCAGAAAAGUGGGCUGGAAUGGCAUUGGAGUUCCUUGGCCACCUUGACUCCCUCAAACCCAGCUAUGAAGCAAAGGUGAAUCUUCUGUAUGCCAACCUCAUGGAAGCAUUAGAUAAAAGGACUUAA